GUGACCAUUCUCACGUGGACCAAGACACGCAGAACAGAGUCCUGAAAAUGGACAUCGUUGAGGACACUACACAGCACAGUACACGACAGAACAGUACACGAGGUUUAACAACAACUCCUCUGAAAGUAGUCGACUGCAUCAUUUACAGGGGACGAGGACAAGAAACAGAUAAUCUUUCACCAGAAGAUGAUGUUCCUCCUGCUUUCUCCGAACAAACGUCACCAGAAAUCGAAAUUUUCGGAGACUCCCCAGAUCUUCCAACCUCUAACAACAAAUAUCCUACACUAUUAGACCUGUCAGAAUCCUCUAUCUCAGUGGAGGAGGACCACGACAUGGCUUCGCCUGAACAGGUUGUGAAGAAGGGAAAUAAUUGUAGCAAAAUUCGCGGAGGAGAAGAAAACAAGGAUUUGAGGUUUACUAGUGUGAUGACUAGUACAACUACCAAAGAAAAGACGACACCAGAACCAGAUGAAGCCCAAGCUCAAGUCCCGCCCGCAAAAAAAGUUCACAGCUUCAACGAAGCUCCUGUCGCGAACAACAAGGUUUCAGCCAGACCUCAAUCUAGUCACGUCGAGUGUCGAGACUUUUUGAAUGUGAAAAGAACCAGGUUUGAGACGAGACCUGCUUCUGCGUAUGCCUCACGAGGAGUGAAAACUACGCCUAGAGGGUUGGAGCGCUUCGGUGUAUCAUCUUCAAGGAAUCACAACAACUAUGCGGGAGUUUACAACAACUUUGGUGCUGGUGGUGUCGCUGUCGCGUCAAUUAGAAAGGGAAGGGCUCUCUUUACAGGAGGGGGGAUGAUCAUAGCGGGUGCUAGUGCAGGAGCUUCCGACAGAGGGAAUGAUGUUGUACCUGCAGCGGGAGACGCGUUUAUUGAUCGACCUUUUCUUGGACCUAAUUCCGUUCUCUGCGUCUCGUCCAAUGCCACGACCGUCACGUCUUCGGGUGCCCCCCUCUCUAGUCGCCAAACAAGCAAAAGGUUCGUCGCUGGUGGCAGGGGAGGUGGUUUGUUCGGUCGUGGAGGUGGUGGUGGAAAUGCUGGUGUAACGAGGAGCACUAAAAUCCGUUCUGAUCAUGUAGAGAUUCGAGCAAGGUCUGGAGGUGCUGCGGAGACCACUAGAACAAGUGAAGAUUUUUGGCAGAAUGCUGGUGCAGGUGCAGCUCCUUGUUCUGAGGAUUUGAUAGUAGGAGACCAUCUAGAUUCGAAGAGUAUUCGACUGACGCCAAGGCAGAGGCUGUCUGGAGGUGGGCGUGAGAGCAAAGGUGGUGAAGUAGGAGCCAAUGUUCUUCUUGGAGGCGUGUCUGGUAUCAACGAAUACGAAAGUGGUGAUGUGAUCGUAGCUGUCGUAAAUGGGAACGCUAAUAGGCAAGAACAAGAACAACCACUACAGAGGCCAGAUAGCCCUUUCACGAAUGCGCGCAUCAGCGCAUUAUUCAUGAAAGAGGACAGUAACAACAAAAAUGUUUGCGUGAUGGAUACCAACUUUGCGAUGAUGCCAGAUGACGAUCGACCAGCGCAAGUUCCGGUACUUCGACGAGAAGGUUCUGAGGCUUCAAAGGAAACAACACUUAUAAAGAACGAACCAAAUGCACAUGACUUCCCAUCUUCCUAUACCACUGCUUCUAAAGAAAGGCCAAAGUCGAAGGAAAAAUCUCUUCUAGACUACGUCAUGG
Molecule: messenger RNA, 1674 nt
Organism: Amoebophrya sp. A25
Lineage: Eukaryota; Dinophyceae; Syndiniales; Amoebophryaceae
Source: the annotation of a GenBank genome assembly